UACCGACGGGUACAGUGGUCCCUUACUGACGGGUACACAUUUUCCCUUACCGACGGGUACACAUGGUCCCUUACCAACGGGUACCCUUACCGACGGGUACACAUGGUCCCUUACCGACGGGUACACAUGGUCCCUUACCGACGGGUACAUGAGGUCCCUUACCGACGGGUACACAUGGUCCCUUACCGACGGGUACAUGAGGUCCCUUACCGACGGGUACCUUUUCCGACGGGUACACAUGGUGCCUUACCGACGGGUUCACGUGGUCCUUUACCGACGGGUACACGUGGUCCUUUACCGACGGGUACACGUGGUCCUUUACCGACGGGUACACAUGGUCCCUUACCGACGGGUAAACAUGGUCCCUUACCGACGGGUACACAUGGUCCUUUACCGACGGGUACACAAGGUCCCUUACCGACCGGUACACGUGGUCCCUUACCGACGGGUACACAUGGUCCUUUACCGACGGGUACACGUGGUCCCUUACCGACGGGUACACGUGGUCCCUUACCGACGGGUCCACGUGGUCCUUUACCGACGGGUAGACAUGGUCCUUUACCGACGGGUACACGUGGUCCCUUACCGACGGGUGCACAUGGUCCCUUACCGACGGGUGCACAUGGUCCUUUACCGACGGGUACACAUGGUCCCUUACUGACAGAUACACAUGGUCGCUUACCGACGGGUACACGAGGUCCCUUACCGACGGGUACCCUUUCCGACGGGUGCACAUGGUCCCUUACUGACAUGUACACAUGGCUCUGAGAUCAUUAUUUGUUUAAGAUAAUAAC
Notothenia coriiceps (black rockcod) is the source of this 794-nucleotide messenger RNA. Its product is annotated as dynein heavy chain-like. NCBI's taxonomy places the organism in Eukaryota, Metazoa, Chordata, Actinopteri, Perciformes, Nototheniidae. The transcript is spliced from 2 exons. The record is from RefSeq and is a predicted model, not a curated record. The coding region runs from base 149 to 661 and encodes 170 amino acids.